Molecule: messenger RNA, 1827 nt
Organism: Brassica oleracea var. oleracea
Lineage: Eukaryota; Viridiplantae; Streptophyta; Magnoliopsida; Brassicales; Brassicaceae
Biological process (GO): reciprocal meiotic recombination; meiotic sister chromatid cohesion; meiotic cell cycle
Source: RefSeq, a predicted model, not a curated record
GCUGAAACGUUCCACUAUGGACCCCUCGUUCGUUUCUUCAGUCACCUCCUCUGGUAAAGCCGCCUUGGUCAAAGUCAAGUUGGAGCAUGACAAGCACGUGUCUUCAGAAGAUGACAGCUCAUCCUCGGGGAAAGCCUUGGUUGCAGUUAAGUUAGAGAAGGAAGAAGAAGAAUCUGGUCUUCUCGUGACUACCACCACGAGGAGAACCCCGAAACGAAAAAGACUCGCCGAUUUAGUUGAGAGAUUCGAGAAACAGAGAACUAGCCAGCGAGGUUUGACCACUCGAUGGAAUACCGAAAGGAUUGAUUUUUCGGAGCAAGUGAUUGUGGAUGUGUUGAAGGAGAAAGGCGCUUCUUUUGAUGCCCCUGUUUCACGCGCCGAGUUAAGAGCCUCCGCUCGAGGGAAGAUUGGUGAUACUGGCCUCUUGGACCAUUUGCUGAAGCACAUUGAUGGGAAUGUGACUCCCGGAGGUGCUGAUCGGUUUAGGAGGUGUCACGAUACCCAAGGGACGAUGCAGUAUUGGUUAGAGAGUGCUGAUUUGCUCAAAAUCAAACGUGAGUCUGGUGUUCCUGAUCCUAAUUGGGUCCCCCCUCCUUGGUGGAAGCUUCAGGGUGCCAACGGCGUGAUUAAAAUUGAGUCUGGGGUCGAUGAUGAUGAACCGUCUGCGUCUACUUCAGAGCUUAAGGAGGAGAUGGAUAGGAUGAAGAGUGAGAUCAAAGAGCUUGUGUCUGAAUUGGCUCUGAUUAAACGUGAAUGUGGGAUUCCCGAUCCGGAUUUGAUUCCCUUAGCUCAGUGGAAGAUCCAGAGUUCAUCACAUUCGCAUGAUUCUUCUGCUGUCUCCUCAAAGCUUAGGGAAGAACUUGAUCAAAUCAAGAGUGAUAUCAAAAAACUUGUAUCCAAGCCAAAGUUACCAGAUCAUGCUGAAGCAAAUGAGAAACUAUUUAAGGAGAUUAUGAGUUGGAAGGUAAAGACUGAUAAGCAAAUUGCUGAGAUCUCAAAGUCGUUGACAUCGACACAGGGCAUGGUUAAGGAACUAGUUUCGUGGAAAGAUAAAGUAGAACAGAAGCUGGUGGGAAUUUCGAACAAUGUGCAGGCAAACGGGACCAAUUCCUUCAAUCCAGCUCCUCAAAGCUGGGAGCAUAUACUGCAUAAUGCGAACUUGGAUGACUUUACAGUGAAUGGUUUCGAACCAUGGGAUGUUGAUGCUGACCUUAUCAAUGUUCUGCCAGAGGCUGUCAGGCCUGAUAAAUACUCGCUUCCACCAAAUGCUCGCAAAAGCUCUUUCCAAGACCAUAUGUGGUUUGAGGAACAGUCAGUUCUCAAUUCCGAGAUGCAAAGGACAGAGAGCUGCAUGACCAGAGGUGAUUCCAGAAGCUCCAAUCAGGACAAAGCUGAGAUGCCUCCAGGUCCAAGAGCAGAUAUUGACGACACAAAUAUUGUUUCUCAGGAAACAUUGAAAGAGUUGGUGAAUUGGAAAGCCAAAGCGGAGCAGCAGCUAAUGGAAAUGUCAGACGCUGUCCGUGCUCUACAGGGGUAGAGUCAGAAACACACACUAGGCAGAUGAAUGGUGGAUUUACUUACAUAAAUUCCCUUGGAGACUUGUACAGGGUUUCUGCUUUAAAAACAACAAAAGGAAAACAAAGAGAGUAGAGAUCAAAGUAGGCAUCUGGAAAGUUUAUUUAGGAAGAGGUAGAAGUGAGAUCCUCUACAUGAAAAGUGAUAUUUGAAGGUAGAGAGGCUUUUAAAGUUUGCUGUAUAUUCUCUCUGACUAACGACUCUUUAUUCAACAACCAAGUUUUUGAGUAAUCCUUUUUUCCUUUCUGAUUA